Messenger RNA from Pteronotus mesoamericanus, 1603 nucleotides. RefSeq names its product adrenoceptor alpha 2B (gene ADRA2B). The transcript has 2 exons. Gene Ontology annotation, biological process: platelet activation; adenylate cyclase-activating adrenergic receptor signaling pathway; regulation of smooth muscle contraction. The record is from RefSeq and is a predicted model, not a curated record. Bases 97 to 1533 code for a protein of 478 amino acids. Gene Ontology annotation, molecular function: epinephrine binding; alpha2-adrenergic receptor activity. Gene Ontology annotation, cellular component: plasma membrane. Lineage: Eukaryota; Metazoa; Chordata; Mammalia; Chiroptera; Mormoopidae.
GUCUAGCCAGGCUCCCGGUGCUGCGGGGGCCAGCACUGUCGCCCGCUGUACUCACGCUGGGCAAGAAACGCCCCCUCUGGUCUGCUCGACCCUGCCAUGGACCACCAGGAGCCCUACUCGGUGCAGGCCACCGCGGCCAUCGCGGCGGUCAUCACCUUCCUCAUUCUCUUCACCAUCUUCGGCAACGCGCUGGUCAUCUUGGCGGUGUUGACAAGCCGCUCGCUGCGCGCCCCGCAGAACCUGUUCCUGGUGUCGUUGGCCGCCGCCGACAUCCUGGUGGCCGCGCUCAUCAUCCCUUUCUCGUUGGCCAACGAACUCCUGGGCUACUGGUAUUUCCGGCGAACGUGGUGCGAGGUGUACCUAGCGCUCGACGUGCUCUUCUGUACUUCGUCCAUCGUGCACUUGUGUGCCAUCAGCCUGGACCGCUACUGGGCUGUGAGCCGCGCUCUGGAGUACAACUCCAAACGUACCCCGCGCCGCAUCAAGUGCAUCAUCCUCACCGUGUGGCUCAUCGCAGCUGUCAUCUCGCUGCCGCCUCUCGUCUACAAGGGCGACCCAGGCCCCCAGCCCCGCGGGCGCCCGCAGUGCAAGCUCAAUCAAGAAGCCUGGUACAUCCUGGCAUCGAGCAUCGGGUCCUUCUUCGCACCCUGCCUCAUCAUGAUCCUCGUCUACCUGCGCAUCUACCUGAUCGCUAAACGUAGCCACCGCAGAGGUUCCAGGGCCAAGGGGGAUCCUGGGGAGGGUAAAUCUAAGCAGGCCCACCUGGCCCCUGGGGGGACCUCGGUCAAACAGCCAAACCUGGCCUCUUGUUUGGCUGCUUCCGGAGAGGCCAAUGGACACUCUAAGUCCACUGGGGAGAAGGAGCAGGGGAGGACCCCUGAAGAUCCUGGGAGCCCCACCUUGCCAACCAGCUGGCCUGCCCUUCCCCAGACAUGCCAAGAUCCGAACGAAAGAGCUUGUGGGGUGUCUGCAGAAGAGGAGGUUGGGGAGGAGGAGGAGGAGGAGGAUGACGAUGAUGAGUGUGAGCCUCAGGCCUUGCCAGCAUCUCCUGCCUCAGCUUGCAACCCAGCCCUGCAGCAGCCACAGGGCUCCCAGGUGCUGGCCACCCUGCGUGGCCAGGUGCUCCUGGGCAGGGGUAUGGGUGCUUCGGGUGCGCAGUGGUGGCGUCGGCGGGCUCAGCUGACGCGGGAGAAGAGGUUCACCUUUGUGCUGGCCGUGGUCAUAGGCGUCUUUGUGCUCUGCUGGUUCCCCUUUUUCUUCAGCUACAGCCUGGGUGCCAUCUGCCCACAGCACUGCAAGGUGCCCCAUGGCCUUUUCCAGUUCUUCUUCUGGAUCGGCUACUGCAACAGCUCUCUGAAUCCUGUCAUCUACACUGUCUUCAACCAGGACUUCCGCCGUGCCUUCCGAAGGAUCCUUUGUCGCCAGUGGACCCAGACGGCCUGUAAAGAGCAGGAAGCCAGCCUUCCACUCUUCCCAAGAGGGCCUGCUGUUGAGGAGGAGGCAGAGAUGAUGACAGCCAUGUAUCCACACUGAGUGCCCGUGGACCCCAUCAGGCGCUGGGUGGGGGGGUUAUGGGCUGGCACUGUCUCUGGGCCCUUCUUCC